Molecule: messenger RNA, 3708 nt
Organism: Olea europaea var. sylvestris
Lineage: Eukaryota; Viridiplantae; Streptophyta; Magnoliopsida; Lamiales; Oleaceae
Product: DNA mismatch repair protein MSH5
Exons: 35
Coding region: 1028-3523 (831 amino acids)
Biological process (GO): chiasma assembly; mismatch repair
Cellular component (GO): nucleus
Molecular function (GO): ATP-dependent DNA damage sensor activity; ATP binding; mismatched DNA binding
Source: RefSeq, a predicted model, not a curated record
CAAAAAACAAGAGUGCCUCAAGAGCUGAAGCUGGAAGGUGAGGGUGCUCUAGAACUUCCUCGACAACAAUUGCUGGAGGAUGGAGGUAGCGGUGUACCUAAUAUUCGGCUUCUCUUUUAUCUCUCUAAAUUUCAUACUUUGCACAAGACUUCAUUUUCAAAUGGUGAUGGCGGGCGAAGGAGGAGUCACAAGCAACCCAUACGGCAUCGCUUCCUCUUACGAUAAGGAGAAGUAGGGGUGGAAGAAAAGUUCUAUAGAAUGUCGUCCUAUAGAGCCCACCAUACGACGUCGUACGAUCGUCCCCUCACUACUUUCUUAGGAAUUAGCACCGUCGCGCACCAACAAUAACAACUCUAGCUGGUUGAAUAAGCUCGUGGUGGACUCGGCCUCCAAGCUCAUCUCUUGUGGGGUUCACUGCUUCUUUGCCUCCAUUUUUUUGCAAUCGCCUCCUACCUCUUCCUCAACUACCAGUGCAGGAAGAUUCGUAGCCAUCGAAAGCAACUACCACUGUGCCUACCUCAACGACAUUCAUCAGAGGCUACGGGAGCCUCGGUGGGUGUGGGAGUACUGGGGCCAGAUCUUGACCAAGGGGGAAAUAUAUCGAGAUUACCAUUUUAUCUUUAUAGAAAUAGUAAAAUAUAUGAUCAAAAUCACGUUUUUAGGUCAGUUAUUGGUAAAUUGAACGGAUUCCAUCCAUAACGGCCUUAGAUGCAACGUUUUGAAAUGUUUGAUGUAAUGGUUGCAAUAAAUGAAAGAUUAAGAAAAAAUCUGUUAGUAUUUAAAAAAUUUGAAACUUCUGCUGCAAUUAUUCCUAAAAAGUAGACCCUUUGAAAGAAGUCGUCACUGGAGCGCCGAUUUUUGAACUAAAAUCGCUACAAUUAAAGAAAAGCACAAGCGCGACUCGUGCUUUCUUACCGCCUUUUUGCUUCACUCUUAACAUAAAAGCCAACGGUAUUCGAAAUUGCUUCGCUCCUCUCUCUUUCUAUCCCCUAAGCCCUCUCCCUUUCAGCGCUGAGGUUACAAAGUAAUGGAAGAAAUCGGCGAAAUGGAAGCCGUUCCUCAGGUCUAUAUGGCUUGUGUCAUGCAGGGUCGAAGAAUCGGUGUCUCUUAUUUUGAUUCCAGUAUUUGUCAACUCCACGUGCUGGAAUUUUGGGAAGAUGGCAGUGAAGAUUUUCAGUUGAUUGAUAUGGUAAAAUAUCAAGCCAAGCCCUUCACAAUCUAUACCAGCACUAAGAGUGAAGAAUCCUUCUUGGCUGCUUUACAAAGAAGUGAUGGGACCAGUGAAGCACCAACUGUAAAGCUCGUGAAAAGUUCAUUAUUUAGCUAUGAGCAAGCAUGGCACAGAUUAACGUACCUUCGAGUAACAGGAAUGGAUGAUGGGUUAAAUAUCAAAGAAAGGAUCUCUUUUCUUAGUUCUAUGAUGGACGUCCGAAGUGAUGUUCAAGUCCGUGCAAGUGGCGGACUUCUUGCCAUUUUAGAGAAUGAGAAGAUAGUAGAUACCAUGGAACAGCAGGAAUUUGGGGCUGCAUCAAUCAUGAUUGACUCAUUCACUGAAAUUUCACUAAACAAUUUUCUCAAAGUCGAUUCAGCUGCCCAUGAGGCGUUGCAAAUAUUCCAAAUUGACAAACAUCCAAGCCAUAUGGGAAUUGGAAGAUCCAAGGAAGGGUUCUCUGUAUAUGGAAUGAUGAAUAAGUGUGUUACACCAAUGGGGAGACGCCUCCUGAGGAACUGGUUCCUGAGGCCUAUACUGAACCUUGAUAAGUUGAAUGGUCGUCUUGAUACUAUAUCAUUCUUUCUUUCUGCUGAAGAAUUGUUGGCUUCUUUGCGUGACACAUUAAAGUCUGUGAAAGACAUUCCCCACAUACUUAAGAAAAUCAACUCUCCGAGUUCUGUGUGUAGGAGUGGUGACUGGUCAGCUUUUCUCAAGAGCAUUUGUUCACUGCUGCAUAUCAACAAGAUAUUUGAAGUAGGCAUUUCCGUAACUCUUCGAGAACAACUUGCAUAUUUAAACUUGGAUGUAGUUGAGAAGGCUGGUAUUUACUUCUCCACGGAUCUGGCAUAUGUCUAUAAUCUGGUAAUUGGUGUUAUUGAUGUUAAUCGAAGUAAAGACAAGGAUUAUGAGACACUAGUAAAAGAUGGUUUCUGUGGCGAGUUGGAUGAGCUGAGGCAAAUAUACGAGGAGUUGCCUGAAUUUUUGGAAGAGGUGUCAUCAUUGGAACUUGCAAGGCUUCCUCAUACAUCCAGAGAAAAAUUCAUUCCUUGUAUUGUUUAUAUACACCAGAUAGGAUACUUAAUGUGCAUUUUUGAAGAAAAACUUGACGAACAAAUUCUAGAGAAACUUCAAGAUUUUGAAUUUUCUUUUUCAGACGGGGAUGGAGAUUCUAAGAAGUUUUUCUACCGCACUGCAAAGACACGGGAACUUGAUGACCUUUUAGGAGAUAUAUAUCAUAAAAUUUUGGACAUGGAGAGAGCAAUUACAAGAGACCUUGCCAAGCACAUACUUCAAUUCUCAGCACCUAUACUCAAAGCUGUUAAUUUUGCAGCUGAGCUUGAUUGUUCUUUGUCAUUAGCUUUUGUUGCUCGUCAGAACAAUUAUGUGAGGCCUAUUUUGACCACAGAAAGCAUGCUCGAUAUUAGAAACGGAAGGCAUAUUUUACAGGAAAUGACGGUAGAUGUGUUUAUUCCAAAUGAUACAAAGAUUCUGGAUGAAGGACAGAUCAAGAUCAUCACUGGCCCUAACUAUUCUGGGAAAAGUAUCUACAUAAAGCAGGUUGCAUUGAUUGUUUUUCUUUCCCACAUUGGAAGUUUUGUACCAGCUGAUGCAGCUACUGUGGGUUUGACUGAUAGGAUAUUUUGUGCAAUGGGAAGCAAAUUUAUGACUGCUGAACAAUCAACAUUUAUGAUUGAUCUCCACCAAGUGGGUACGAUGUUGAGGCAUGCAAGCUCUCAUUCUUUAUGUUUAUUGGAUGAAUUUGGAAAAGGAACUCUUUCUGAAGAUGGUAUUGGUCUCCUUGGUGGAGCUAUAAAUUAUUUUGCCUCGAGAAAUAAUCCUCCAAAGGUUCUCAUUUGUACUCACUUGAAUGAGAUACUUGACAACAACUAUUUACUCGAGUCUGAAAAAAUCAAGUAUUACACCAUGAGUGUGCUAAGCCCAGGUGAUAAAUCUACAGAUGUUGAAGACAUCACAUUUUUGUAUAGGUUGGUUCCUGGACGUACGCAUCUUAGCUAUGGUCUGCAUUGUGCACUACUUUCUGGAGUUCCAGAGGAAGUAAUAAAGAGAGCAGCAUGUGUACUAGAGGCUACUGGUAACAAGAAGAAUAUAGAGCGAGUUUGCAGUGAAGACAUAUCUGCUCAAGAUCAGCUAUACAAGGCAGCUGUGGAGAAGAUGUUAGCUUUUGAUACUUCAAAUGGUGAUCUGGGUCAUUUCUUUGAAGAUAUCUUUCCUUCUCACCAUGACGAGGAUGAAAAUCCCUUUAAUUCUCUCAGCCUGUCACAGGGAAUGGGGUUGUGUAACCGUAGAUGAGGUGAUACAACUCUAUUUUUAUAUUCAUCUAGACCUUUUUAUUAUGGCCCGUCUAGCACUAGUGUCUUUCUAUGAUACAAUACAGUCUUGUCAUUAUAUUGAGCAUGGAUUUCUUUUUGACAAAAUUUUUGAAAUGUAAAUGGCAUUCUCAGAAUCGCAAUUUUGAGCACGUCUACUUAUACUGA